This is a messenger RNA of Gadus morhua (Atlantic cod), 2650 nucleotides long. It is a transcript of the gene sirt2, whose product is annotated as sirtuin 2 (silent mating type information regulation 2, homolog) 2 (S. cerevisiae). The record is from RefSeq and is a predicted model, not a curated record. The transcript is spliced from 16 exons. Gene Ontology annotation, molecular function: transcription factor binding; histone deacetylase activity, NAD-dependent; NAD+ binding. Lineage: Eukaryota; Metazoa; Chordata; Actinopteri; Gadiformes; Gadidae. Gene Ontology annotation, cellular component: nucleus. Bases 179 to 1348 code for a protein of 389 amino acids.
CGGACAAUAACAACCAAGUCCGACCAAUAAGCAGGCGAUUGAUGGGAAUCUGAUAUUGAACUCGGGUCUGUCUUGCUUAUUGUCAAUAGGACUACAGCAGCGUCGCUAAACCCGUCGGCUUGAGCAGGCGUGUGUUUGUAGAGAUUAGGAUAGCUGUGGAUAUCUCAGGGUCGAAUCAAUGUCUGAUACUUCAGAAUUUACCGAGAAGGAAGAAAAGGAGGACAUCACACCCGAGGAAGAACAAGGGAACCAAUCAGAAGACAGCAGCGAGGACGAAGCCUCCGGGGCGACAGAGAUGGACUUUCUGCGUAACCUCUUCUCCAGCACCCUGGGCCUUGGCUCGGUGGAGAAGGUUCUAGAUGAGCUCAACCUGGAAGGGUUGGCGCGUUACAUACAGAGUGGAAAAUGUAAAAAUAUAGUCUGCAUGGUGGGAGCAGGGAUAUCCACCUCGGCUGGGAUUCCAGACUUUCGCUCCCCAGGGACUGGUCUCUAUGCCAACCUGCAGAAAUAUAACCUGCCGUAUCCAGAGGCCAUCUUUCAGAUUGACUACUUCAAGAAACAUCCUGAGCCAUUCUUUGCCCUGGCUAGGGAACUCUACCCAGGACAGUUUAAGCCUACAGUGUGUCACUACUUCAUGAAGAUGCUGAAGGACAAGGGACUGCUCAGGCGCUGCUACUCACAGAACAUCGACACCCUGGAACGGGUGGCCGGUCUGGAGGGAGAUGACCUGAUCGAGGCUCAUGGAACGUUCUUCACCUCCCACUGCGUCAGCUUCUCCUGCCGCAAAGAGUACAACCUGGAGUGGAUGAAAGAGAAGAUCUUCUCUGACGACAUCCCCAAGUGUGACAAGUGUAGCAGUCUGGUCAAGCCAGAUAUCGUCUUCUUCGGAGAGAGUCUUCCUGUCAGAUUUUUCACUUCAAUGAAGAUGGACUUCCCGCAGUGUGACCUCCUCAUCAUUAUGGGAACGUCCCUGCAGGUCCAGCCUUUCGCCGGUCUAGUGGGCAGAGUUUCCAAGAGCUGCCCCAGACUGCUCAUUAACAUGGAGAAGGCAGGACAGGCUGACCCGUUCUUUGGGGUGUUAGACUUCGGGGGAGGGAUGGACUUUGACUCAGAAAAGGCUUACAGGGAUGUAGCUCACAUCAGUACGUGUGACGAGGGCUGUCUGGCUCUUGCUGACCUGCUUGGAUGGAAGGGUGAGCUGGAGGAGCUGGUGAACAGCGAGCACAGCCGUAUAGAAGCUGAGGACCAGCAGGAGAAAGCCAGUGGAGCCGCCGGCGCUGCGGCCGAGACUGGCACACCACGGUCCGCCCCGGAAGACAAGACCACGGACCAGCAAACCAAUGAUUAAACAUAAAAUGAUUGGAGGUCGUCCUCCUUGCUUGACCAAUCGGACGGUGAGAUGAGUCCUAGCGUGCGAUUGGUUUAGAAGGGUAUUUACUGUACAGGGGACGGGGAUUCAUUCACAAACAGAUGUACAGGGUGUCUGACCUUUUCUUCUCUCCUUUGCACUUUACUAAUACAGACUUUUAGCUCCCAGGAACUCAUGCUUUCUUUUGGUGUAACGGUCCCCCCUCCCAAAAAUGAGUUGACUUUUGAAUUAUAUAUAUAUAUAUUAUUAUCCUCAUAAAUGUGUUUACUUUUAGAUUAUAUAGUUUACUAUUAGAUUAUAUAUAUAUAUACAAGAUAUAUCUAUAUAGGUGUGUGUGUGUGUGUGUGUGUGUGUGUGUGUGUGUGUGUGUGUGUGUGUGUGUGUGUGUGUGUGUGUGUGUGUGUGUGUGUGUGUGUGUGUGUGUGUGUGUGUGUGUAAAAGUAAACUAAAAAAUGUCCCAACCCAACUUCCAUGUAUCCCGGAGCCACAACCCUAAACUGACCCUGUUGUGAGCUGAAGCAGAACCGCAUCUGUCGACGUGAAAGUACUGCAGGUCGAACAAGGUUCAACACUGACCACAAUGUGUUCUGAAAAUUGGUUGAAUUCGACAUGAAGAUAUAUCUGUUUCUUUCCAUUUUGUUUACACUCUGUAUUGUAUCUUCUUUGUGAAAUGUGGUGUUUUCUUAAAUUAUUGUAUAUUUUAGUGCAAAAUGGUAUUAUACACUAAUGUAUGACUGAUAACCAUCUAAAGUCAAAAUCUUCCAAUCGGUUGCAGGUCUUUGUCUCAUUUGAGAUAUCGGUUGGUGUUCGGAUUAAUCAUGAUGAUUGCUUGGGUUAAUGAUUGCUUGGGUUUACUUUGUGACAUUGGUUUUGCCAUGUGUGCCGUGUGCAGUAAACCACAUUUUGACCGCAACGUUUUCACUCUGACUGUCUGAAGUGAGUUAUAGACCUCUGAGAACAGUCCAACACUGCAGAAUUAUACUUACAAUAACAUCUUAUUAUGAGCAUAUAUGCUAACAACGUGAAGCUCUUUAUUGUAUUUCUUCAUUUUUAUCUUUGACGGGGGGUCGGGGGUGCUCUGGGGAGAAUUGGUUUUAUGCGUGAGACGAUAAUUUCUACAGGAAAUGGCUGUUGUAACAGGAAGUACUAAAACUGGAAGCUGUGAUGUCACUCUUGUUGCCACAGAAACGUUGAACCCAGAGCCAACAGCCUGUGCUGUCGGGCCAGCGUUCGACUUUCCAAAUCCUGCAAGUCCCAAAAAUAAAAACGCAUAAUGACUUC